Molecule: messenger RNA, 522 nt
Organism: Symbiodinium sp. CCMP2592
Lineage: Eukaryota; Dinophyceae; Suessiales; Symbiodiniaceae
Source: the annotation of a GenBank genome assembly
AUGACUCUGGCCAGCGAACUGUUAAAAACUGCAACAGACGCAAGGAAGACUUGGAUCACGAAACAGACAGAGAGGUUUGCCAAGGCAUUCCAGCAACGGCUUAUAGACAGUCAAGGAUUCGAGACCACUACCACGCUGAAGAUUUUCGCUCCGGCCAACACGACGAGGCGGGGUGCCGAGGAAGCUGCGAAGGAGCUCAAACGCAGCUUGGAGGAGCAAGGCUUCAAGGGUCCUCAAGUGCAGGUUGUACACGUGGCAAAGGGCAUGACUCCCCGGCUCUCAGUGCAGGCUUCCUUGGUGAAGGAUGAUAAUGAGGAUAGAGCAGGUGGGCUUCAAGGGCACUGCCCCGUCUGCUUUGGGUCCAAAGUGCUUGUGGCUCUCGCCCCUUGUGGUCACACCAUAUGCAAAGAUUGCAGGCUUUCUGUAUAUCCAUCGCUCCGUGCACUUCUACCACCUCGUAGCAAGUGUCCGAUAUGCCGGUCAGUCGUGGACCAGGCGACGGCCGGCAUAUUCGUGUCAUGA